This is a messenger RNA of Macadamia integrifolia, 1428 nucleotides long. RefSeq names its product B2 protein-like. The record is from RefSeq and is a predicted model, not a curated record. Gene Ontology annotation, biological process: response to endoplasmic reticulum stress. The transcript has 6 exons. Lineage: Eukaryota; Viridiplantae; Streptophyta; Magnoliopsida; Proteales; Proteaceae. The coding region runs from base 189 to 1175 and encodes 328 amino acids.
UCACUUUGCUUGACCUUAAAAAUCUCGUUUUUUCCUCAAAUCGAACACGAACACGCUAUCUACACUAUACCGAUUCAUUUCCUUAUUCUUCUUCGAAAUUUCCUUCUCCAUCUCAUCCGUCUCAGAGACUCAAGAGUUUACGAUUACUUCGAAACAGAGGAACCAGAAUCAGCCAUAGUUGCAGAAAGAUGGAGAACAACCAACAGUCGUUUUGGCAGUUCAGUGAUCAGCUCCGAUUGCAAUCGACUAACUUGGCUAAUCUGUCGAUCAACGAUAGUAUAUGGGGGAAUUCGUUUACGACGAAGAGGCCUGAAGAAAGAAAGAAUUUUGAUAUCAGGGUAGGCGGUAAUCGUGCUUCUUCCAUCGACAACAAUCUAAAACCGAAUGGAUCGAAUUUAAAUGGCUUCAAUGAUGACUGGAAGAUGGGAAGAGGGUCGAACUUCAAUGGGUUCAACAACGGCUGGAAGAUCGGGAAUGGUUUCAAUGGAGUUCUGGGCGGAGGAGGAGGAAUUCCGAAGAACGUCGGUGUUAAUGGCAUCUUCGAUAAAGGUAUUUAUCCAAAGCCCAUCAUAGACAACAAGAACAUUAACAGUAACAAGAUCAACAUCAACAUCAACCCCAACAGUAGCAAGGGUAAGGGCACCAAGGAGGAAGAUCUCGAUGGAAAAGGAGGAAAAAAGAUUAACAACAAUAAUAGCAGCAGCAAGAACAGUACUGACAAGAAAUUUAAGACGCUUCCACCAUCGGAGUCUCUGCCUCGGAACGAGACCAUAGGUGGUUAUAUCUUUGUCUGCAACAACGAGACCAUGCAGGAGAAUCUCCAAAGGCUGCUCUUUGGUCUUCCUCCGCGGUACCGAGAUUCUGUGAGAGCUAUAACCCCGGGAUUACCACUCUUCCUGUACAACUAUUCCACCCACCAACUCCAUGGAAUUUUUGAGGCUGCGAGUUUUGGGGGAACUAACAUCGAUCCAACGGCCUGGGAGGACAAAAAGUGUCCUGGUGAAUCGCGUUUCCCUGCUCAGGUACGAGUUGUUACAAGAAAGAAUUGUGAUCCAAUAGAGGAAGAUGCUUUCAGACCCAUCCUUCACCAUUAUGAUGGCCCCAAGUUCCGCUUAGAACUCAACGUUCCUGAGGCACUUGCUCUCUUGGAUAUUUUUGCAGAGAACAAGGCCUGAACGAUGAGGCCGACAGACAACAUACCUAUGGAGAUACUAUUAAGUAUAUAAAAAGUUGAAGAAAAAAGAGAAUAAAAGAGAGAGAGGAGAGGGAAUCUUUGAAUACUAACUUUGGGUUGCAGAGCAAAGAUUUUAGAGUUAAAAGCGACGAAAGGAUUGUUUGUUUGAUACUGAGACUCUGAAAUGUUUGUGUAUUUGUAAUCCUCUGUUUUGGCAUAAAUAAGAAUAAAAUAUAUAUAAUACGUAGAAACUA